AUGUGCAACGUUUACGACACUGCCGCAGCAAGCUCCUCCCAGGCCGAAGCUGGUUCGUGUGUGGGUCUUGGCAGCUGCGGCGGACGGUACCACACAGUCCCCGGCUCCUCCCGGCUCUCUCCUUCCGCGGUCACGGCGGUGGGCGGGCCCUGGCAGCGAAAUCUGAAUGCAGAUGCGCGCCCCGCCUCCCUGCUGCGUACUGAGGUUAGACUGGGCUGCGCUGUAAUCGGUGCGGGAGGAGUCAGGGUUGUGCUCGCGAGAGACCCCGAGUCCCGGGCUAGGACUCCAAGCUACGGAGAGCACCUGGCUCAGAUUGGGAGCGGGACCUGCCGGGAAUUCGUGCGCUUAAAGCAGGGCCCUUCCAGUCAGUGGCAGCGGAAGAGCAGUGUGUGUGCGGAGGGAGGAGUCUGCUCGCCUGGUCGCCUUUGCAUCUCCACGCGGGCUGCGGUGGGGAGCGCAGCUGGCACACGGCACGCUGGGGUCAGCGCGUUGAAACCCAGCGGUGCCGGCAGCUUGCCCUGCCCUGACGAGUCAGCACACCUCCACAUUCACUGCCACACCUCACCUGGCUUUCCACAACACUGCAUGCGUGAUGACACCAGUGAUCUGCUCCGCACCUACCGCCUCCAGAAAGACCGUGACUUUGAGGACCCCUACAAUGGGCCUGGCUCGUCCCUGCACAAAUUGCAUGCUGUGUGCCACCCAGACUACUCGGUGCCCGAGGGCCUGAGUGAGGCCAAUUGUGCACCUGGCUCCCCGUGCCUCUUUUGCAGCCACAGCGAGUGUUGUCCGGCGAUGCCGCCUGAUGUGAAAUAUGUAUCCUCAAAGCACCGGCUUAUCAAGGUUGAAACCAGUGCUGGCAGUGAUGAUGCAAGCGAGAAGCUCAACAAAGCCUCCAUGCAGCUGGUGACCUCUGCCCCUUCUGGAAAAGAUAAAGUAUUGAUGGCUGAUGACUACUCAGAUCCAUUUGAUGCAAAAAGUGAGUUGAACAGCUUGGGAAAAGGGCAGAACACUGGCUAUAUGGAACCAUAUGAAGCACAGAGAAUAAUGACUGAAUUUCAGAAGCAGGAAGGCAUGAAGUACCAUCAGAAAAACAUGCAGCUCUAUGACACACCCUAUGAACCGGAAGGCAGUGGUUUGGAAUCUGAUUCUGAAAGUGUGGUGAGUCACCAUUUACAAGAAAGCAAAUUGCCACAGGAUGAUAACAGGCCUGCAGAUGAGUAUGAUCAGCCAUGGGAGUGGAACAGAGUAAACAUCCCAUCUCUGGCAGGAGUCAGCCUGGCAGAAAGCUUGGAAAGGAGAGUUGUGUGUGGUGAUGAUUGUGGGGAUGAGAAGGGAGGAAAAGAGAUGUGGCUCUGGAAGGGGCCUGAGAAACCUGAAAGCAAUGAUCCUGAUUAG
This is a messenger RNA of Apaloderma vittatum (bar-tailed trogon), 1398 nucleotides long. Its product is annotated as SH2 domain-containing adapter protein B-like. The transcript has 6 exons. The record is from RefSeq and is a predicted model, not a curated record. The coding region runs from base 1 to 1398 and encodes 465 amino acids. Lineage: Eukaryota; Metazoa; Chordata; Aves; Trogoniformes; Trogonidae. Gene Ontology annotation, molecular function: phosphotyrosine residue binding.